This is a messenger RNA of Chelonoidis abingdonii (Abingdon island giant tortoise), 1095 nucleotides long. RefSeq names its product TAP binding protein (gene TAPBP). Lineage: Eukaryota; Metazoa; Chordata; Testudines; Testudinidae. Gene Ontology annotation, biological process: antigen processing and presentation of endogenous peptide antigen via MHC class I. The record is from RefSeq and is a predicted model, not a curated record. Gene Ontology annotation, cellular component: membrane.
AUGGAGCGAACCUGUCUCGCCAAUGCAAGCCAUGCAGCUUUCGGUCCCGGGGAUGAGGGGUCAUCCCUAGGGAGGGGCAUCUCUCGGGGGUCCUUGCCCUGGGGAGGGGGCAGUCUGGGGCAGUCCGAUGACCCAGGGAGCUUUGGGGGUCCUGGUGUCCCCACUAACCCCUGGCUCUGGCCCCUAGGGUUCACUCUGUGUCUGGCUGCAGCGGGGCCCCCCCGGCUGAGCUGCUGGUUUGUGGAGGAGGCCGGGGGGGGCGUGGGGGUGAUGCCGAGUUCCGUGACCCAGCGCAGGGCUCUGCUGCUACUGCGGGAGGUGAGAGGGGGGCACCCCGAGAUGGAGUCCGAGCUGCCCCCCGACCUGGAGCCAGGCAUGAUUUUUGACAUCGUAGACCCUGCAGGGGCCCUGCACCGUGUCCCCCUCCCAGCAGGGGGGCGCCCCAAGGAGGGGGAGCUGCCGUCCUGUGAGAUCAACGCCUACCUGCCACAGGAGGCCCACGUGCCCUGGGCAGCCGGCCUGACCCCCGAGCACCGCAGCCCCCUGGGCCUGGGGGGCACCUGGUUCAUCAGCAGCAUCCAGGCCCCCGCCAGGGGCUACGGGGUCAGCACUGUCCUCAAGAGCGAGGAGGCUGCAAUGUCCCUGCAACCGGCAGUCACCAUGGCAACUGCGGUGUUGUCCGUGUUCUCCCGCACCCCACACCUGCAUUCCCGCCUGGGCCAGGACGUGCUGCUGGACUGUGGCUUCACAGCACCACCCGGCCCCUUCUCGGUGGAGUGGCGGUACCAGUACCGGGGUGCUGGACGCGUGGUGUUGGCCUACGACGGGGUGUCAGGCCGGGCCCAUGUGGCCGAGGAGGGGGCGCAGCUGUUCCUGGAGGAGGGGAGGGUGGACGCAGACACCAAUGUCUCGCUGCGACUGUCCCGGGUUGGGGUGCGGCACGAAGGAACCUACAUCUGCACCAUCUACCUGCCCCACCUCCACGCCCAGCAGGCCCUGGAGCUGCGCAUCACCGGUGAGUCUGGGGGAGCCCCUCUGAGCUCCUGCCUCUGCUCCCAGCCUUGGGGGAGGUCGAUAUGAGAUGAUCUUUGCACC